Messenger RNA from Ixodes scapularis (black-legged tick), 7125 nucleotides. It is a transcript of the gene LanB2, whose product is annotated as laminin subunit gamma-1. The record is from RefSeq and is a predicted model, not a curated record. NCBI's taxonomy places the organism in Eukaryota, Metazoa, Arthropoda, Arachnida, Ixodida, Ixodidae. The transcript is spliced from 25 exons. The coding region runs from base 228 to 5057 and encodes 1609 amino acids.
GUCUGCAAGCGAGGCAAACGAACGUCUCCCCGCAACGCGAAAACGGGCGCAUGCGCACUGCGUGAGCGCUGUUUGAGUUAUUCCCUCUCCGAUAUCUAGGCGCUCCGAGAAGCGCUCCACUGGCGCCCCCCGUGCCCGCCCGCCGCCCAGCCCGCCGCCGGCGAGGAGGGAGGGGUGCGCGAGGUUCGGCGGCGUCAGCAGUCGGUGCCUACGGUGGGACAGAUAGCAUGGCGCUCGGCGGGAAGACCGCGACUCUGCUGGCCCUGCUCGCGGCCGUCGCCUCGCUGGGCGUGGCGCAGUACGAGAGCCGAGGGAGCUGUUACGACCAGCACCGGCGGCCGCAGCGCUGCAUCCCGGAGUUUGUGAACGCGGCGUUCAACGUGCGCGUGGAGGCGACCAACACGUGCGGCCUGCGGGGGCCGACCAAGUUCUGCCCGCAGACCGACGUGCCGGGCACGAGCAAGACGUGCGAGCUGUGCGACGCCGCCCGCCCCCACCUGGCCCACCCGCCGGACUACCUGACGGACUUCAACAACAACGACAACACCACCUGGUGGCAGAGCGAGACCAUGCUCGACGGCAUCCAGUACCCGAACCAGGUCAACCUCACGCUGGACCUCGGCCGGGCGUUCGACAUCACCUACGUGCGCCUCAAGUUCCACUCGAUGCGGCCCGAGAGCUUCGCCAUCUACAAGAGAACCGAGAGCGGCGGCCCCUGGCUGCCCUACCAGUACUACAGCUCCACGUGCUACGACACGUACGGCGUGCGGGCGGGCGCCUACGUGACCCGGGACGACGAGACGCGGGCCUUGUGCACGGGCGAGUUCAGCGGCCUCACGCCCCUCACCGGCGGCAACGUGGCCUUCUCCACCCUCGAGGGCCGCCCGUCCGCCUUCAAGUUCGACUCCAGCCCCGUGCUACAGGAGUGGGUGACCGCGACGGCCAUCCGGAUUGUGCUGACUCGACUGAACACAUUCGGAGACGAGAUCUUCGGCGACAAGCAGGUGCUGCGCUCAUACUACUACGCCAUCGCAGACUUCGCCGUGGGAGGACGGUGCAAGUGCAACGGGCACGCUCAGGCGUGUGACCCGGGCCCCGGCGGCGAUCGGCAGCUGGUGUGCCGCUGCGAGCACAACACGACAGGGGACAACUGCGAGCGCUGUGUGGACUCGUUCAACGACCAGCCCUGGGGACGUGCCACGUCCAGCGACGCCCACGAGUGCCAGCCCUGCAAUUGCAAUGGCCGGUCCCGCAAGUGCUACUUUGACAAGGAGUUGUACGAUCGCACGGGCCAUGGCGGCCACUGCAUCAACUGCAGCGACAACACCGACGGCCCCAACUGCGAGCGCUGCCGGGAAAACUUCUACCAGCGCAGUGAUGGCCGCUGCGUUGCCUGCGGCUGCGACCCCUUGGGGUCCCGUGUGCUGCAGUGCAACAGCAAGGGCCAGUGCCCGUGCAAGCCCGGCGUGGAAGGGCAGCGCUGCGACCGCUGUGCUCCCAACUUUUACGACUUUUCGGAGCAGGGCUGCAGGCCGUGUGGCUGCAGCAUGGCUGGCAGCGUGGACAGUCCUCCUUCGUGCGAUGCUGCGACGGGCGUCUGCCGUUGCAAGGCCAACGUGGAGGGGCGCCAGUGCGACCGUUGCCGCCCGGGCUUCUUCAACCUGCAGCGGGACAAUGAGUUUGGCUGCACCCCGUGCUUCUGCUUCGGCCACUCGGCUGUCUGCCAGAGUGCCCCGGGAUACUCCAAGCACACCGUCUACAGCACCUUCACCAGGGACAAGGAGCACUGGAAGGCGGUGGACUCCCGGGGUGCCCGAGUGCCCACCCGGCACGAGUACGCCGCCCACCACUUGGCCGUGGCUGCUCCUGGCGAGAACCAGGUCUACUUCGUGGCACCAGAGCGUUUCCUGGGUGACCAGCGGGGCUCGUACAACCAGAACCUGACGUUCACGCUACGCAUUGGGGAGGAGGGUGCCCGCUCGUCCCUGGAGGACGUGGUGCUGGAGAGCCCGUCGCAGAGCGUGUCGCAGCACAUCUUCGGCCAGGGCAACCCGCUGCCCUCCAUCCGCAACCAGGAGUACCGCUUCCGGCUGCACCAAGACUCCCGCUACGGCUGGAGCCCCACCCUCAGCGCCCAUGAGUUCAUGGCCCUGCUGGCCAACCUGACCGCCAUCAAGAUCAGGGCCACCUACCUGCCCAGGGGCACGGGCUUCAUCGACAACAUUGAGCUGCACACGGCCCAGCGGUCGCAGUACGGGUCGGAAGCCGCCAGCUGGAUCGAGAUGUGCACCUGCCCGGACGGCUAUGUGGGCCAGUUCUGCGAGUCCUGCGCCCCAGGCUUCCGGCAUGACCCGCCCGGGGGCGGUCGCUUUUCGCGAUGCGUGCCCUGCAACUGCAACGGACACGCCCUCAUCUGCGAACCAGACACUGGCCACUGCAUUUGCCAGCAUAACACGGCAGGGGAGUUUUGUGAGCGGUGCGCUCCCCGCUUUUACGGCAACGCACUAGUCGGCAGCCCCGAGGACUGCCAGCCGUGCCCAUGCCCCGACCAGGGGGCCUGCGCGGUGUUGCCCGACGAGAGCGUCGUCUGCCUUGAGUGCCCUCAGGGCUACUCUGGGAGACGAUGCGACUUGUGCUUUGACGGCCACUUCGGCGACCCUCAGGGAAGGUACGGGGCAGAGAGGCCCUGCCAGAAGUGUGACUGCAACGACAAUGUCGAUCCCAAUGCUGUUGCCAACUGUAACACCACCACCGGGGAGUGCCUGAAGUGCAUAUACAAGACUGCUGGCUUCCACUGUGAGAAGUGCCUCCCAGGACACUAUGGAGACGCCCUCGCCGUCCCCAAGGGAGACUGCAAACCAUGCAGCUGCUCCGGCCUGGGCUCUACAAGCGACCAGUGCGACCCGGUGUCGGGCCAGUGCCCGUGCCGGCCCAACGUGGCCGGGCGCGAGUGUGGCCAGUGUCGCGAGGGCACCUGGAACCUGGAAGGGGGCCAGGGCUGCGAGCAGUGCGGCUGCCACCUGGUGGGCUCCGUGAACCGCACCUGCGACCAGCGCACGGGCCAGUGCCACUGCCGGCCGGGAGUGGGCGGCAAGCGGUGCGACCAGUGCCUGCCCUACCACUAUGGCUUCUCCCCCGACGGCUGCCUGCCCUGCGACUGCGACAGCCUAGGCUCGGUGUCCCUCCAGUGUGCCCCGGACGGACAGUGCGAGUGCCGUCCCAACGUGGAGGGCCGCCGCUGCGAGCGCUGCAAGGAGAACAAGUACAACCGGGAGGCCGGCUGCGUCGACUGCCCCACCUGCUACAACCUGGUGCAGGAUGCUGUUAACCAACACAGAGAUAAGGUGGCAGACCUUGCGAGGCUACUCGACAACAUCGAGAAGAACCCCCAGAUAGUGAAAAGUGUGGACUUCGAGAAAAAACUGGAAGAGGUCAUGGUCAUUGUGAAUGACCUGUGGAAAGAUGCAAAGCAAGCCUCUGGCACGGACAAGAGCCUGGCGGACCGUCUGGAAGAGCUGGUGCGGCGCAUGCACCGGGUGCAGGAGACGGCCUCCAAAGUGGGGCAGGAGACGUGGCUGGCCGAGGAGGCGCUCUGGGCCGCCCAGAGCAACCUGUCCCAGGCCGAGGCCAGCGUGGAGCGCAUGGGCACCACUCUGGCACAGGCACACCGCUUCCUCGAGGACGAAGGCCAGCACGCCCUGCGCAGGGCCCUGGAGCGCUCCCACCGCUUCGGACAGCAGUCCGAGAUGAUGUCGCAGAUCGCCCGUGACGCGCGCCAGCUGGCCGACAGCCACGAAAACGACGCCCAGGAGAUCGUAAACCUCGCUGUGGACGCCCUGAACACCACCAAAGAGGCCCACCGGAUAGCAGAGGGCGCCAUCAGCACCCAGCACCAGACUGAAUCGGAGAUCUUCACCCUGAAAAAGAGGAUGAAGGACAUCAUGGACCUGAUGCUGCGUACCAAGAAGAUGGCAGAGGAGGCCAAGGCGGAGGUGGUGAAGGCGUACGAGGACGCACUGCGGGUGUACUCGGACACCACCUCGGUCCAGAUGCCGGACAUCGACACGGACGACCUGCUGCACCAGGCACAGGAGAUCAUCGAGGAGGCCCAGCGCAUCUACAAGGAAGCGGAUGACUUGAUGGAGAAACACAAAAACAUCUUCGAUAAAGUGAAGCCGCAGAAAGACGAAGCGGAGGAUCUGCUGGCUGAAGCUCAACGACAACAACAGGUGACAGACGAGCUCCUGGCGGACACGGACGCGGCCUAUGCCAAGGCCAAGGAGGCCGUCCAGAGCGGGGAGAAGAUUCUGGAAGAAGCCCAGAACACACUCAAGACACUCAAAGAGUUCGACGAGAACGUCAAGAACAGCAAGGAGAAAGCCAGGGCUGCCCUGGAGAGAGUGCCGGAGAUCCGGGCUCUCAUCGAAGAGGCCGAGAACAAGACGGCGGAUGCGCGUGACGCGCUGAAGGACGCGGAAGAAGACGCCAAUGCCGCCAGCGACAUUGCCACCCAGGCGGAACGCAUCGCCGAGCAGGCCUCCAAGGACGCCAUUCACGUCCGGAACGAUGCGGACCUCGCCAGGAGCACCGCCGACAAGCUGCGCAACGAGGCGGACGCGCUGGCGGACAGUGUGCAGGCCACCGACGAGAGGAUGCGGGGAUACCAGGGACAGGCAAAGGAGGACGAAGCGUUGGCCAAGGAGGCAUUGGAGAAAGCCAAUGAAGCGAGAACUGGAGCAAAGCAAGCCUCGGAUAAAGUCAGGGAUGCCUUGGCCACCGUGAAUGACAUACUGCGAGCUUUGGCCAAUGUGGACGAGGUCGAUCCCGGUCGUCUGGACGAGCUGGAGCGAAGGCUUGCAGAGGCGGAGCGGGAGCUGGAGCGGGCGCGUCUGGCGGAGCGGCUGGCGGAGUUGCAGAAAGCCCGCGAGCAGCAGGUGCUCUGGAUGCGCGACUACGAGGACGAGAUCAACCAGCUGAAGAAGGAUGUGGCCAACGUGCGGCUCAUCAGCGAGGCCCUGCCGGACAAGUGCUACCGCCGCAUACGGCUGGAGCCCUGAGUCCAGCCCCUCCCCUUGUGCCUCGACGGACGACUUCAUCUGCUUUAGCGGCACCUUUGAGUUAACCGUUUUCUCCGAGCCACAACGCGCGACGUUAAGACUCGGCAGAACACGAUGUGUACUGGAGACGGGUGUUGUGCAUCGAGCAAUGUGUAAAAAAGAAAGAAAAAAAGCUAUUUUAGAUUUAUGUUUUCAUUUUUCGCACAAAUCGCAAGCCCGCCCCCCCUCUUUUUUUUUUUUUUGCAUUUAUUGUAAUUGUUUGAGCAAGCGCUCGCUCAAUAUGUGAAAAUAGUCUCGAAAAAUCGGGGUUAGGCGCUCGUCAGGACGGAGUGCAAACAUGUGAGACGGGGCGCACAUAGGGAUGGGCUUCGCCGCUUUGCACCUGCGUAUUGGGAGAAGCGGCUAGUUGGGCUCGGAAGCCUGGGGUGGGUGCUUGAUAUGUCCUUUGCUUACUUUUUCGCUUUCCGUAAGUAGCCGCCGGGCGCAUACUCGGUAUUUUACAGUCCGUGUAUUUAGCGCAUUUAUCAGUGUUCUCAGUCAUUGCUGAGGUCGCGGAAUCUGAGAAAGCAACUCCGGACGGGGAACCUUUUGAGUCGCCUGUCAAGGGCUGUCCAGUGGCACGGGACUGUGGUCCCCUUGCGUGGCCACAGUCUCGUGUCGUGUGGCCCGUGUUUUUGGCGACGUGCAGCUGUAUAAAUAGCAAAAGGAGCCAGAAGCUUUGGUGCCAUCGUCCCGGAUACGAAAACUUGUCCCAAGGCUCGUUAUUUAUGGUAGAUUAGAGUGCAUCGUGCAGCGUUUCUGUUUUAGGCUGUCUGGCCUGAAACAGGAAAAGCUCACUACAAAAUUAGUCUUGUACUUUUCUAUUUAUUCAACCCUAAACUGGCUUACUCGAGGGGAGCAUUGUCGAUCGUAACGGCAAAAUCUGGCAGCACUUUUGAGUCAUUUCGGCAGAAGCGUGUUGCGAACAAUAUUUUGAGCGUCCCGUGCCCGAGCUCUGACAUAGACGCUGCGACCAAUCCAUCUAAAAUUGUCUACUCAUUUUCUUUCGUGUGCCGUUUCAUUUAUGUGACUUUUGUUCCAUGAUGCGCUUUAUGUGUACAGCGACAAAUUAGCCCGCUUACACCGAGCUUUGCUUCGGGGACGUGCAAUGUAAGGGACACAAGCGUGCAGGACUGCUGUUCACUGCCAAACUACACAACGUCUCCGACACAGUAAUCCGACACGGUACAGCCUCGUCAUGUGCUGAGACCCGCCGAGAUAGGCUUACGUUUUUACGUCUGUUGCGCCAAGACGAAUGGCAGGGAGGAGCUUCGGUUGCCCCGCUUCCAGAGCGUGCUCUCUACCUUUGACAAGGCUUCGAGCGUGCACGCACAUCCAAAGCGAAGGCGUAAGGCGUGGAGCACGUGCUGGAGGACGGGUGUUCAAAAGACGCGCCCUGCAGUUCCAAUUCUCCUGGCGACGAUAGUACCAACGCUAUGAAUCACGCGUCUUCGAAUUGGGACCCUUUUUAUUAAGGGGCAGCGGAUCUGUCGCAGGCUGUUCAAAAGCACCGAAGAGCACUCGUAAUUGGGUAGGGACCAACGCACAAGGGUGUCUACGCCUUUUGCUGCAUCUUUUCCGGCUCACAUUCACUUCAUCAUUCUUCAAAUCUUGUAACGCACCGUGUGCAAGAAGCUGCAGAAGAAACCCUGGCUCGGCAGAUAUGCGCUUGGUUGGGCAAGGCCUCCUGGUUGUAGUGAAAGCUAGGAUUACUGACAAUGUGGCAUUUACUGAACGGUCUUCUUAUUUCUUGGUUGCCAAACCCUGUUCGAUGUAAUACUACGUUUUGAGAGUUUACGAGAGUUUCUUUCGAACGACAAAAUCGGGGAGGAAGUGUUUUUGAUGCAAUUAGUCGGUGUCACUAUGGCCUUAAGAUACGAUCAAUUGGUGCCUUCCAUGAUGUUGCUACAUUGUUGAGUGGGUUGUGCCUAAAAAGAGUGUACCAGUCUCGUGAACCUAACAAGGAAAUAACUGUGUUACACGGUUUUUUGCAGCUAGUCUGCCCAAUAAAACUGAAUUUUUAAGAGCA